This is a messenger RNA of Sycon ciliatum, 1789 nucleotides long. Its product is annotated as meiotic recombination protein DMC1/LIM15 homolog. NCBI's taxonomy places the organism in Eukaryota, Metazoa, Porifera, Calcarea, Leucosolenida, Sycettidae. Bases 189 to 1211 code for a protein of 340 amino acids. The record is from RefSeq and is a predicted model, not a curated record. Gene Ontology annotation, biological process: DNA strand invasion; DNA recombinase assembly; mitotic recombination. The transcript is spliced from 19 exons. Gene Ontology annotation, cellular component: nucleus; condensed nuclear chromosome. Gene Ontology annotation, molecular function: single-stranded DNA binding; ATP-dependent DNA damage sensor activity; double-stranded DNA binding.
UACUGGUUGUGGGUCUUUUUUGUUUGCAUUAAAGUGCUGUAACCUGCCUGAACGUAACUCGUUGAGCUUAGUUCUUUGCUAUUUUGAGAAAUACGCGCUGAGCGUGUGUUCAGAGUAGCCGCACUAGUCGAGGCCGCCCACGAAUUUCCUAACCUUUCCUGCCCAUUGUGGUUAGGUACUAUCUCGCAAUGGAAGAACUUCCAAGUUGUGACCAAGAAGUGAUUGAAGCAGAAGAAGGAGAGUCAUAUUUCCAGGAUAUUGAUAUUUUGCAAAACCAUGGAAUUAAUGUGGCUGACAUCAAGAAGCUCAAAUCUGCUGGUAUAUGCACGAUAAAGGGAAUUCAAAUGACAACAAGGAAACGUCUGUGUGCAAUAAAAGGCAUCUCCGAGGCCAAGGUGGACAAAAUCAAGGAAGCCUCCCUGAAACUUGCUGAAUCAGGUUUCCUUACUGCGCUGGAGUACAGCGAUCGUCGGAAGAUGUGCUUCAAAAUUUCCACCGGAAGUUCAGAGCUCGAUAAAUUAAUGGGAGGUGGAGUUGAAAGCAUGUCAAUAACGGAAGCAUUUGGAGAGUUCCGCACAGGAAAGACGCAAUUAUCGCAUACUCUUUGUGUUACUGCACAGCUCCCAGGCAGUAAUGGAUAUGGCGGUGGAAAAGUUGUCUUUAUAGAUACCGAGAAUACCUUCCGGCCUGAUCGACUGAAAGAGAUUGCAGACCGAUUCAACCUGGAUCAUGAAGCAGUGUUGGAAAAUGUCCUGUAUGCCCGUGCAUAUACAAGUGAACAUCAGGCAGAGCUUCUUGAUUUUGUGGCCGCAAAAUUCCAUGAAGAGCUGGGUGUUUUCAAACUUCUGGUGGUUGACAGUAUAAUGGCCCUGUUCCGGGUUGACUUCAGUGGCCGCGGUGAGCUAGCAGAUCGACAGCAAAAACUUGCUCAAUUGUUGUCACGGCUGCAGAAGAUCUCAGAAGAGUACAAUGUAGCGAUAUUCAUUACCAAUCAGAUGACUGCUGACCCUGGAGCCACAAUGUCGUUUCAAGCUGAUCCGAAGAAGCCUAUCGGUGGUCACAUUCUAGCACAUGCGUCAACAACUCGUUUGAGCCUGCGCAAGGGCAGGGGAGAAGUCAGGAUAGCAAAGAUCUAUGACAGCCCUGAUAUGCCAGAGAGUGAGGCCAGCUUUGCACUAACAAGUGGCGGGGUUGCAGAUGCCAAGGAAUAGCAGCGUGUCUGGGUGCUGUGCCACCAAACACAGUAGGUUGCCUAUGUCGUAAGUCACCGGCACAUGUCAUGCAUGUGCACUUCCUUACUUGCCAUUUACUAGUGCCAGUGCUGGCAGUCCAUAGUGAAGUGUCACAUUGACAACACCAGAACCACUUCUCAAGAUAUAGACUUUGCACAAGAAAAGAUUACCCUUGUUAUGCCUCCAUUGGCCUCAGUCCAUAGGUAAAUUUUUAUAUUGCACAAUACGAAAUUCACUUUAUAUCAUCUAGAGUUCCCCUCAUGCUAGGAAAAUAAUAAUUAUUAGGGAUAGAGAUUCCAUUGUUUAUCCUCCACUUGUACUUCAAAUUAGUUCUACUAGCAGUUCUGUUAGCUCACAUGUAGGGCAGUGCUAGCCCGCACCGAGUGAGGUGACUCUAAGCAAUGAUUUAGGCAUGUUACCAUACUGCUACUAGUCUUGCAGAGAAGACAAUAUUCAGGCUUUGUAACGUUAGCGUUAGCUGCUGUGACACCUCAUUGCCAUUCAUAAAUCAACUUGAAUAUCCACACAGCCAAGUCUUGGACUUGGUGCAAACGUCA